AUGCUUGAUCAGUUCACUAAACAGUGGAGAAAGGAAGAUUUACUCAGUCUUCGAGAGUCGGCGAAAUUAUCCGCGAAACCGUCAAAAGAAACGAUUAAGAUUAAGAUUGCUGAUAUUGUUAUCCUCAGAAAUGACAGUACCAAACGUGUAUUUUGGAAGUUCGGAAAGGUGGAAGAACUCAUUCCAAGCAAGGAUGGAAUUAUACGAGCGGCAAGAGUAAAGGUUCAAGGAGACGGUGGAAAGCAAGUAAUUCUGCGAAGACCGAUACAGCAUCUCAUCCCACUUGAAGUCAAAGCGCAGUUACCAGAACCCGAAUGCAAUCAACCCCCAGUUAACAGCGUUGAAGAAGAAGAAACGGAAAGUGCAAGACCAAGAAGAAAAGCAGCGAUAGCUGCAGACCGUUUUAGAGCUGAGUUAUACCAACGAUAUACUAUUUAG
Paramuricea clavata is the source of this 438-nucleotide messenger RNA. Lineage: Eukaryota; Metazoa; Cnidaria; Anthozoa; Malacalcyonacea; Plexauridae. The record is from the annotation of a GenBank genome assembly.